AUGGGCACCAGGGACAGCCUGGGUUAUACCUAUUGCCGGGACAGACUUGUCAUCCAGUCCCUGUGGCAGAUGCCACGAGGUACCAUCCGAAUCCCCAGCUGUCGGGAAGGCCAACCAGAAGAUGCCUUCAGCUAUCAACCUUCUUUGGGCACCGCCUCGGCUAAAGGAAACAGUCUCCCCCAAGGUCACGCCUCCUUCCAGAGGCCUCUGGUCGCCAGUGGCCACUCACUGUUCCACAUGAUGUAA
Messenger RNA from Rangifer tarandus platyrhynchus (Svalbard reindeer), 246 nucleotides. Lineage: Eukaryota; Metazoa; Chordata; Mammalia; Artiodactyla; Cervidae. The record is from the annotation of a GenBank genome assembly.